GGCCUUUUGGAGUUCAUCGCCCUAGCAUCUGGUCUCCUUGUAUCCUUUUUCCCGGACGAGGCCGACGACGAAUUUGAUGGAUGGAAAGGAGCAAAGAAACUCUCGGGCGACCUAGGACGAUGGCCUACAGAUUUCUCAGCCGACAUUCAUCCAGUCAGUUGUCACUCUCACAAUGACUACUGGAGGAGAGAACCUCUCUUUUCGGCGCUGAAGGCAGGAUGUACCGGAGUUGAGGCCGAUGUUUGGCUUUAUGAACAAGAGUUGUAUGUUGGACAUUCUACCGCCUCUCUCACACCGGAAAGGACUCUCCGCAACCUCUACAUCAACCCAUUGGUGAACAUCCUGGACAAGCAGAAUCCGAUCACAUCUUUUCAUGACACUCUGGACAGCCCUCGAAACGGCGUGUUUGACACAGAAUCUGCACGCACUUUAGUCCUUUUGAUCGACUUCAAGAAUGACGGACAAGCAAUUUGGCCCUAUGUCUCCGAACAACUCGAGCCUUUGCGAGAAAAACACUAUCUCACUCACUUCAACGGGACGGACGUGGUCGAGGGACCAGUCACCGUUGUGGUCACAGGUAACGCUCCGUUUAAUAUGGUGGUGGCCAAUUCGGAUUAUCGAGACAUGUUUUUCGAUGCGCCUCUGGACCUUAUGGAUAAGUUGGACGUCACAAGUACGUCUACAUCGAAGGACACCCAUGCCGUAGACAAACGGUGGUUCGGCAAUCAAGGACAAGGUCAUUCCGGAGCAGCGCCUGUAGAUCCAGCCAUCUACUCUCUUGCAAAUUCCUAUUAUGCCUCAGUCGACUUUACACGCACCAUUGGCUGGCCGUGGCGCGGCAGACUCUCCCAUGCACAGAAGGAGAAAAUGCGCAAACAAAUUGCGGGUGCACAUGCGCGAGGUCUCAAAGUUAGAUACUGGGGUGUACCCAGUUGGCCAAAGGCCAUGAGAAACUACCUCUGGCGUGUUCAAUACAAAGAAGGUGUCGAUUACUUGAACGUGGACGAUCUACGUGCAGCGACGAAAGGCACCUGGAAUUGGGGAAAGAAGGGAUCUUGGUUCAGCGGUCCUUGGCAGUUUGCGGACAAAAGGUCAUGA
Exophiala viscosa is the source of this 1098-nucleotide messenger RNA. RefSeq names its product PLC-like phosphodiesterase. The record is from RefSeq and is a predicted model, not a curated record. The annotation marks the transcript as partial. Gene Ontology annotation, molecular function: phosphoric diester hydrolase activity. NCBI's taxonomy places the organism in Eukaryota, Fungi, Ascomycota, Eurotiomycetes, Chaetothyriales, Herpotrichiellaceae. Gene Ontology annotation, biological process: lipid metabolic process. The transcript has a single exon.